UUCCCCUCUACGCUCGCGUAGCACCGCGGUCGCUGCGAGUGGUAUUCGUAUUUUGUCAUCUUUGUCAUCGAUGCACCGGGAGCCGUUCUGUCAAACAAGCAAACCAGCAAACUGUUGUCGCGAGUAGUGAACAGGGCAUCUCACCGUCACGUCGAGAUGGGGGACGGCAAGGAGGGCGAGCGGCAGCCGCUGCUGAAAAACGAGAACGUCACGUACAGCACGCACGGCAGCGAUGCGAUCGACGAGACGCAGUCCACCGUGUCUCCGAUCGGGCCGGACGAGCUGCCACCACCUUAUCAGUCCGCCACCCAGGGCGGCAUGCCGAUGGUGACCUGCAGAGUCUGUCAGGCGAUGAUAGACAUUUCCGGCAAGAGGGAUCAGCACGUCGUCAAGUGCUGUCAGUGCAACGAGGCCACACCUAUACGUAACGCUCCACCCGGAAAGAAGUACGUGCGAUGCCCGUGUAAUUGCCUGCUCAUAUGCAAGAGUUCGUCGCAACGUAUCGCUUGUCCGAGGCCAAACUGCAAACGUAUCAUCAACCUGGCUCCGAGCCCAAUCACGCCACCGGUUCUGUCGAUGCCAGGCAUGUGCAGGGUAGGCUGUGCCCAUUGUCACGACACAUUUCUGUUUAACACAUUAAACAACGCCUUGGCACGAUGUCCACAUUGUCGUAAGAUAUCUUCCGUCGGUCCAGACUUUGCUAGAGGACGGGGGAUUGUAUUCAUUAUUAUUGGUAUUAUAGCCUUAAUAAUCGCUAUAGCUGUAACGGUUGGGACCUACAAAUACGUUAAAACGAAUGGUGGAAUUUAUGUAGCUUACGUCGGUGCAUUUUUAUUGGCGCUCAUGUGCUUGGGUCGCAGCAUUUAUUACUGUACAAUGAAAAUUAGUUUGAUAGAAGGCCCCAUGUAGUUUCCCAACCGGUCUCGAGCAACCGAUAAUUCGAAAGAUCAAUUCCCCUGAGAUAAAUGUCAUAUAAUCCAUUUAGAUCAGAUGUUUAUAGCGAUGUGACAUUCUCGAGUCUUUUUAAGGCGGAAGCGAGAUAGGGAUACGUUAUGUGCGUGGCCACACGCGCGUAUGCAAGUUUGCAUUGUCCACGAUGAUAAUAUGGAAUAUAAUAAUAACAUGCAAUUAUUAUAUUAUUAUAUUAUUGAUGAUGCAUGCCCAUACGAACGUGUCUCAUGAUCAGGCAGAAAGCUAACACUUGCGACGCUUUCCUCAGGUACGAGAUUGCGGAAGGUAGGAAGCACUCACUCGGAAGCCUUUAUUUUACGAAGAAAUUGCUCCUCUGCACUUUUAUAUAUAUAUAUAUGCGAGCAUAGGGCCAAUAAUCGUGGGCGAUCCGAUUUUUAUUUUCACCCUUACUGACUGGAAAUACCCUCUACAAUAUAUACGUAUAUAUAUAUAUACAUAUACGCUUUCUACACGACACAUUACGCGUAUCCGAGACGCACGUAGGUAGAAGCGAAGCGCAAACGUGCAAUAUAUUAUUCCAGCUGUACGUACGCAGUAAGUUUUACAACCCAUGUAAUAAGUUCGUCUAAAUGCAAAUUACGUUUUUAAAUGCAGAUCCGUUCUUACAUUGUCCUCUAUAUAUAUAUAUGCAAGCAGCUGUAUCGAAAAUAUUAAAAAAUCGCAAUUGUUUCAAAUAAAUUUCUGAAUUUAUAUGAAUAUUUCGACGAAAUGUGGAUGAAAUGAAAUCAGACGAGAGAGGGAGGGAAUAUAUAGGUAGAUAUAGGAGUGUAUAUACUAAUUGUAUCGAUUAUAUUAGGUAAUACGAAUUUCAAAUACGGUUAUUAUAGUACACAAAAGCAUCACUGUACGACAUUUUGGAAUAUUUAGCUGUCACCUAGGCUGCUGUAGAAUAUAUGCAAAUGUGACUCUUCAUCGGUUAUAAGAAUAUAAAUAUAUCUCUUUUAGUGGACAAUUGGCAUUUCGUGAAGAUCUGAACAGUUCUUUUUACUUUGAAUUCUCACUUAAGUAUUCUCUUGUGAUAGAAAAGUUCCAAUACAGCGAUAUGAUAAACGUGUUGGCUGAUCGGCACGAGUCUGCAGAUAUCAAAUCAUGUUAAGCAAAUGAUAGAACAAAUAUUGAGUAACAUUAUUUUAAUACAGGUGAUACAUAUAAGGAAUAAAUAAAGGAAGAUAAGAAAUAU
Molecule: messenger RNA, 2152 nt
Organism: Ooceraea biroi (clonal raider ant)
Lineage: Eukaryota; Metazoa; Arthropoda; Insecta; Hymenoptera; Formicidae
Product: type 1 phosphatidylinositol 4,5-bisphosphate 4-phosphatase
Biological process (GO): phosphatidylinositol dephosphorylation
Cellular component (GO): late endosome membrane; phagocytic vesicle membrane; plasma membrane
Molecular function (GO): phosphatidylinositol-4,5-bisphosphate 4-phosphatase activity
Source: RefSeq, a predicted model, not a curated record